Molecule: messenger RNA, 1497 nt
Organism: Athalia rosae (coleseed sawfly)
Lineage: Eukaryota; Metazoa; Arthropoda; Insecta; Hymenoptera; Athaliidae
Product: MAM and LDL-receptor class A domain-containing protein 1-like
Exons: 8
Coding region: 1-1497 (498 amino acids)
Cellular component (GO): membrane
Source: RefSeq, a predicted model, not a curated record
AUGUUAAGGUUCAAUUGUCUUCCUGGGUUUAUUCUUGUGGGAAAUAGAUACGCCACUUGCAUAAAAACCAAAUGGGACACGCUACCUCCUGUCUGCGUCAACACGAGAUGCCCCCCGUUCGAGAAACCGGAACAUUCCAUCUUGGUUAAAAAAUACGACGGUGCUGUCGUAAUGGUUGUCUGUGAACCGGGCUACGAACAUAACGGUCCUGCGGAGAUCUACUGCAACGGGAAAUGCUGGAAUGAAACUGCACCUGUUUGCAGAAGUACAUUGUUAUUCGUUUAUAUGCAUACGAUUUGUCCUGUCGAUAGUUCAGACGAAUUUUGUACGACUAACAUGGUUCCAACGAGUUGCGAUUUCGAAAGCCCUGAUUUAUGCCGGUGGGAACAAGACCCUCUCCAUGAUUUCGACUGGAUCAGACACAAUUUCAAUACCCCAAGCUGGAAUAUCGGAACCGGACCUUCUCACGACCACACUCUUGGCGCGGGAAACAACGGCUAUUACAUGUACAUCGAGGCCACAGACAAAAUCGAAAAUAGCACAGCGAGACUGAUGUCGCCUCUUUACAGCGCCAACUUGACCGCAGAGGGAUGUUUUUCCUUCUGGUACCACAUGUACGGAACAACGAUCGGCACGUUGAACGUCUAUUUCAAAGCUGAAGGGGAGGCUGACCGAAAAUUGAUGUUCACGAAAAGUGGUAAUCAGGGUAACCAGUGGUGGCACGGUUUCUUUCAUCUGCCCAGGGAGAAUACCAGCUUCCAGUUAAUUAUGGAAGGAGUACGCGGGGCGGGGUAUAUCAGCGAUAUUGCCGUAGACGACGUAGCGAUUUUGCAGGGAACUGAAUGUAUGCCGGAUGGAGAUACCACGACAAUUAUUCUCCCGACUGGUGACGACGAUGACGGUACAGACUUCACCUCGGACUACUCGGAGAAUCCGACCGAGUCAAUUUUUAUACCGCCUAUAAUUCCAGACCGACUUCCCAUUCCGAUAAGUCCCAAAGACGACAUCGAUCCUUUCGUUUCCAGGCCUGCGAUUCCCUCGAAUACUCCCACUACCGGAGUCCCAUCGGAUUUUUACCCUAAACCCCCGAAAACUACGACAAAAAAAACACCGUUCGAAGUAAUCACCUCUGAACCUGGCCCGAAACGAACAACGGUGAGCAAUGUCGUUCCUACGGAUUCCGGAAGUGCAACGAUCACGCGAGAUUUCGACAAGCCAAUAAUCGAUACGAAUAAACAGACGGAAACGGAUGCCCACAAAUCAAGUCGUGAGCCUGUGAAAGUUACGCUACCGGGAGCGAUCGGAAUAGUGGUCGGAGCGAUAGUGGGUGUCGCGGUAAUGGGAGGGAUAGUUUACAGAGUUUUACAAAAGCGUCAGAAUUACAAAAACGGCGCUGGGAAAUCGGCCCUCUCGGAAGACAGUGACGUGAGAUUUCUUACCUCCGACGAGAUAUUGGAUUUCAACCUGGCGAAACCCGAAGACAUGGAAGUCAUGUAA